Messenger RNA from Protopolystoma xenopodis, 495 nucleotides. The record is from the annotation of a GenBank genome assembly. Lineage: Eukaryota; Metazoa; Platyhelminthes; Monogenea; Polystomatidea; Polystomatidae.
CCCGGCUGCCCGGCCGUAUUGGCGCCGAAUAUUCCAGUCAGCUGCUUGGAUGCAUUUGUAAAAGUAGCUGAACAUAUAAAGUGUCCACUAUUCAUAGCGCCCAGUCUACAGGAUCUGCUCUGUGACGCCGCAUCUCAACCUGACGACCCUUUUGCUCGUCUCCAACAUAACCUCCUUCUCCAGCUCUCAGACCAAUUCGAAGUGCCUGCGUUUCAAGCGCUUAAUUCAACUUUAGCACUGACUAUAGUUCACAUAUGGCUGGCAUCUAUCCGCCACCAAAUUGACUCGCCUCAUCGUCAUGAGGGUCGAUCAAAUCCCUCUCAAGGCCUUGAGACAACUGACAUGGCUUCACGAAAUCCAUCUCACUUGGAGCGCAUCGUUAAGGCCAUGGCCGUUCCCAUCGAGCCGUUGGAACGAGUUGGCGCCAAUACUAAUAGCUCAACAGAUGUGGAAGGCCAGGGUCUGGGUGACCUAUUUAAUAAUGUAGGUGAGUGA